This is a messenger RNA of Gekko japonicus, 5086 nucleotides long. RefSeq names its product kinase insert domain receptor (gene KDR). Gene Ontology annotation, molecular function: growth factor binding; ATP binding; vascular endothelial growth factor receptor activity. Gene Ontology annotation, cellular component: signaling receptor complex; membrane. Gene Ontology annotation, biological process: protein phosphorylation; angiogenesis; positive regulation of kinase activity. The transcript has 28 exons. The record is from RefSeq and is a predicted model, not a curated record. Bases 1 to 3882 code for a protein of 1293 amino acids. NCBI's taxonomy places the organism in Eukaryota, Metazoa, Chordata, Lepidosauria, Squamata, Gekkonidae.
AUGGAGCUGGUGGCCGGGCUGCUCUUCCUUGGGUGUUUCGCGGCGGAGGCGCGGCUGGUCUCGUCGGGCUUGCCCAUUUCACUGGAUCCUCCAUCCCUUAGUAUCCAAAAAGCUGUCCUUACUGUAGCUGCAAAUGAGACACUACAAAUUACAUGCAGUGGCGAAAGAGCUUUGGAGUGGCAUUGGCCUAACAACCAGAGUACUUCGGAAAACCGUCUAGCGGUGACUGACUGCACUGACAGUAUCUACUGUAAGACGCUCACACUUACAGAAGUAAUAAGCAAUGAUACGGGGACCUAUGAGUGCUUUUACCAAGACAACCACACAAGGUCAAGUAUUUACGUUUACGUGCAAGAUUUUACAGAUCUGCUAGAUCACAGAUCUCCAUUUGUGACCUCAGUUAGUGACCAGCUUGGAGUUGUAUACAUAACUGGAAACAAAACUGUGGUAAUACCAUGUCUUGGGUCUACGUCAGCCCUCAAUGUUUCACUCUAUACGAAGUAUCCAGAAAAAAUAUUUGUUCCUGAUGGUAAAUCAAUCGUAUGGGACAGUCAAAAGGGUUUUACUAUUCCCAGUAACCUGAUUGGCGACGUGGGCAUGGUCUUCUGCAAAGCUAAGAUCGACGAUGAAAGCUAUCAGUCCAUGCUGUUCAUUGUGGUGGUGGUUGGUUAUAAAAUUCAUGAUCUCACGAUAAAUCCUCCUCACCAAGUAGAACUGGCAGCAGGAGAGAAGCUAUCUCUAAAUUGUACCGCGAGGACGGAAUUGAACGUGGGAAUUGAAUUUGAUUGGGACUUCCCAUCCAGCAAAACAAAUGAGAAAAACCAUGUUGCAGUCAGGGAUAUAAAGACAUCAUUGGGUAACGAAAUGAAGAAGUUUGUGAGCACUCUCACCAUAGAACACGUGACCUUGAAUGACAGAGGACGAUACAGUUGCACCGCCUCCAGCAGUCGCAUGACUAAGAGAAGCAGCGUCAGUGUAAUUGUCCACGAAAAGCCUUUCAUUAGUUUGGGCAGGAUGCCAUCUUUGGUGGAAACGAGGCUGAAUGAACCCGUCAGAAUUCCUGUGAAAUUCACAGGGUACCCAUCUCCAGAAUUAAAAUGGUAUAAAAAUGGUAGAGCCAUCACUGCAAAUCGUACAGUUAAACUUGGUCACUCCUUGACCAUUUCUGAAAUGAGCGAAAGAGAUGCUGGGAAUUACACGGUUGUACUAACCAAUCCUAUUAAUAAGCAACAGGAGAGACACACGUUUCAUCUGGUAGUGAACGUCCCACCACAAAUUGGAGAGAAUUCUCUGUUAGCACCAGCAGAUUCUUAUAAGUAUGGCUCCACUCAAGCCCUAACAUGUACGGUGUAUGCUGUUCCAUCAGUGCCCAAGAUUCAGUGGUACUGGCAGUUCGAAGAAGAAUGUACUUUCAACCCUCACCAAACUGGACUGGGGAAUAAUCCUUAUUCCUGCAAGACGUGGAAAGACAUAACUGACAGAAGAGGUGGAAAUCAAAUUGAAACAGUAAAAAAUCAAUUCGUUGCCAUCGCUGGGAAAAUAAAGACCGUUAGCACUCUUGUAAUCCAGGCAGCAAAUGUGUCCGCUCUGUACAGAUGUGUGGCUAGUAACAAAGCUGGAGAAAGCGAAAGAGUCAUCUCCUUUCAUGUUACCAGAGGCCUUGAGAUUAACCUUCAGCCUCAAAGUCAGCCCACUGAGAAGCAAAACGUAUCUUUGCAGUGCACGGCUGACAGGCUCACGUUUGAAAACCUGACCUGGUUCAAGUUCAGGCCUCGGGCCUCGACGAUGCACCUUCGUGGGCUGCCGUUGCCUGUCUGCAAGAACCUGGAGACUCUUCAGAAGUUGAAUGCCGUCGCUGCAAGGGCCCAUGGGGAAAACAUUACCAUGGAGCUACUCCUCCACAGUAUCUCCCACCAAGAUAGCGGGGAUUACGUAUGCAUCGCUCAGGACAAAAAGACCAGAACACAGCAUUGUCUUGUCAAGCACCUCACAGUUCAAGAACCGGUGGCGCCCACCAUUCUAGGGACCCCAGAGAAUCAGACAGCAGAUAUUGGUGAAACUAUAGAAGUGUCUUGCAUAGCAAAUGGAAUUCCUUCUCCGCUGAUCACUUGGUUUAAAAACAAUGUAUCCCUUAUUGAAGAUUCAGGUAUUGUUCUGAAAGAUGGAAACAGAACUCUUACCAUCCGAAGGGUGAGGAAGGAGGAUGAAGGCCUCUACAGCUGUCAUGCUUGCAACAUCCUUGGUUGUACAACAGUGGCUUCAUUUUUUGCCGUGGAAGGCACUGAUGAGAAAACGAAGCUCGAAUUCAUUAUCCUGGUUGGGACCGCAGUAAUUGCCAUGUUCUUCUGGUUGCUCCUCGUAAUAAUUCUACGGACCGUUAAACGGGCCAGUGGAGGAGAACUGAAGACUGGCUACCUCUCCAUUAUCAUGGAUCCUGAUGAAGUCCCCAUGGAUGAACAAUGCGAACGUCUUCCUUAUGACGCCAGCAAAUGGGAGUUCCCCAGGGACCGCCUAAACUUAGGUAAACCACUUGGCCGGGGAGCAUUUGGCCAAGUCAUUGAGGCAGAUGCAUUUGGAAUUGACAAAACUGCUACCUGCAAAACAGUUGCUGUGAAAAUGCUCAAAGAGGGUGCAACCCACAGUGAACACCGAGCACUGAUGUCUGAGCUCAAAAUCCUCAUUCAUAUUGGUCAUCAUCUCAAUGUGGUCAACUUACUGGGGGCCUGCACAAAACCAGGAGGCCCACUCAUGGUAAUUGUCGAAUACUGCAAGUUUGGGAAUCUGUCAGUGUACUUAAGAAGCAAGCGGAGCGAUUUUAUUCCAUACAAGACCAAAAAUGCCAGGUAUAGACAUGGGAAGCACAACCGCAUUGGCGAAGUCCCCGUAGAUCUGAAGAGACGCCUGGACAGCAUCGCAAGCAGCCAGAGCUCAACAAGCUCGGGAUUUGGAGAGGAGAGAUCUGUCAGUGAUGCAGAAGAAGGAGAUGCAACAUCUGAAGAUCCUUGCAAAAACCCUCUGACUCUGGAGGAUCUCAUCUGCUACAGCUUCCAAGUAGCCAGAGGGAUGGAAUUCCUGGCGUCACGAAAAUGUAUCCAUAGAGACCUUGCAGCUCGCAACAUCCUCUUGUCAGAGAACAACGUGGUCAAAAUCUGUGAUUUUGGACUGGCUCGAGAUAUCUACAAAGAUCCUGAUUAUGUGAGGAAAGGAGAUGCAAGACUACCCUUAAAGUGGAUGGCACCGGAAACCAUUUUUGAUCGAGUGUAUACCAUUCAAAGUGAUGUGUGGUCUUUUGGCGUACUGCUGUGGGAGAUAUUUUCAUUAGGAGCGUCCCCUUACCCUGGUGUAAAGAUUGACGAAGAAUUCUGUAGAAGACUGAAAGAGGGAACAAGGAUGAGGGCCCCAGACUAUACGACCCCUGAAAUGUAUCAGACGAUGUUGGAUUGCUGGCAUGGAGAACCCAAACAAAGGCCGACUUUUUCAGAACUAGUGGAACAUCUGGGAAAUGUAUUGCAAGCAAGUGUUUAUCAGGAUGGCAAAGACUAUAUUGUCCUUCCGCAAACUGCCUUGCUGAACAUUGAAGAAGAUUCUGGACUCUCACUGCCCACCUCACCUGUUUCCUGCAUGGAGGAAGAGGAAGUGUGUGAUCCCCAGUUCCAUUAUGACACCAGCUCCGGAACAAGUGGAUUGGUCUCCAGUAAAAGCAAUGAGUCUGUUAUGUCUGAAGCUUCAAACCAGACAAGUGGCUACCAGUCAGGAUAUCAUUCGGAUGAUAUGGACACCACGGUUUACUCUGGCGAAGAAACGGAACUCUUACCUACAAGGGAAGACCUUUCUCAGACUCCUGGUGUGCUGGUCUAUGGCCCUGAGAUACCUCCUGUUUAAGAAGGGGGGGGAGAUAAAUAACAACAGAACUUCACACUGAACAUUGCCUUUUUCUUAAACCAGUGGUAUUCGAUGCCCACAACAUCUAUAGUCACAGGAUUAGAAAAAGUAUGUGUUUCUCUACAUCUUCUUUGAUAAGAAGGACAACAAGUGCUCCAUGGACUACUGGAACCAAAGUCAGUGUUUAAGCUUAAAUUAAGAUCCCCAAGUGCUGUAUCUGAUGAAGGGGCUUUGACUUUCGAAAACGUAUACCCUGAAAAAUCUUAUUGGUCUCUUAAGGUGCUACUAGCCUGGAAUCUAGCUCUUCUGUUGCAGACCAACAGGGAUACCCUCCUGAAUCCAAGCACCGUAUUUCAUACAAAUAUACCUGCUUAGAUUAUUCCAAGCAUUAUUUCAAAUUGUUAAGACACUGAGACGUACAUGAAAUGUUAGUUUUGACACCACAUGUCUGUGCAAUUGCAUGAAGAUGGAUUAGCAUUCAGUCACAAUCAUCUGGGUUUUCUAUUUUUACCACAAAUGAACUUAUAACAGUGCCUUUGUUCUCCUUGGGCAUCGCCCUUCAAGAAGACAAUCCUAAAAACAUUUUCCUGGGUGUAAGCCCCAUUGAAGAGGGUCGAGGAGGAUUGUAAGCAGACCUGAUUAGGAUGUGACUCUGUAUACCUCUUCCAUCAAAGGAACCUGUGGUCUAAAUCUCCAUGACAAUACUGCUGAAACUGUGAUGGCUGACAAGAGUGAUUAUUCUCCUUUCAGAAGGAGGUUGUUUUUGACUGUGUGGGCCUUGAUCAGCUGAGACUCUUUAGAGGAACAUUUUCUGCAGAAGUAUUCUUGGCUUUGUCAGUACAUACAAAAUCUGCUAAAUAAUCCAGGAAUUUUACCUCAGGUGUUGGUGGCCUUUGCCUCAGUUGACAAACAAAAUGGAUCCCAACAUAUCUAGGAAGUAAUCCAGCAAAGAAAUCUAGUCAUUAAAUCCAUGUGUAUCAAUAGCAUGUUACUCAACUAGCUGCUCAGAUUUUGAAUGAUACUUUGAAGGAUAAGAAUUGUUAGACAGUUUGGAGGCCCGAUGUUCUAAAAAUGUAUUAUGUAUAUUACAAGACCCUUUUUUUAAAAUGAAACUGUAGAGCUAUUGUGACCAGUGUUACUUUGUAUUUUUGGUUUUUAGUCAUGUUUUUGUACUAUAAUAUUCAAGUGCUGGGAACCUACGAAU